AUGGUGGUCAAAGAUGGAGCCGUCAGUGUUCGUAGACCUGGCACGCAAGAUUGCAAGAACUUCACCUUCGAUGCUGUUUAUGAUGAGCACACCAUACAGUGCGACUUUUACGAGCACACUGGUUAUGCUAUUGUGGAAAGCGUCAUGGAUGGCUACAAUGGUACGAUUUUCGCUUAUGGGCAAACCGGCACUGGCAAGACCCACACGAUGGUUGGGCCAGCCCAACCAGAAGAGCUGCAUGGGGUUAUUCCUCGGACCUUCGCACACAUCUUCCGGAACGUCGAUUGUGGCCAGAACAAAAAAUUUCUGGUCCGCGCGUCAUACCUGGAGAUCUACAACGAAGAGAUCCGGGACUUGCUCUCGAAAAAUCCGAAGCAAAAGCUGGAGUUAAAAGACCAUCCAGAAGGAGGUGUUUUUGUGAAGGACUUGACGAACAUGAUCGUGAAGGGCGCGCCCGACCUCCAACAAGUUAUGGAGGUCGGACAAAAGAAUCGCAGUGUCGCCAGCACGCUCAUGAACAACGAAUCCAGCAGGUCGCACUCCAUCUUUACAAUUACAGUGGAGAUCCUGGAAAAAGGAAUUGAUGGGCAAGAUCAUAUUCGAGUAGGCAAGAUGAACAUGGUUGACCUGGCGGGCUCUGAGCGGCAAAGCAAGACUGGAGCCACUGGAGACACCCUGAAGGAAGCAACAAAGAUCAACAUGUCCUUGAGUGCUUUGGGAAACGUGAUCUCUGCCCUGGUUGACUCGAAGACAUCCUUCGUCCCCUACCGCGACUCGAAGCUCACGCGCUUGCUUCAGGACUCCCUGGGCGGCAACACGAAGACGGUCAUGUGCGCUUGUAUCGGUCCGGUCGACUACAACUAUGACGAGACACUGAGCACACUCCGCUAUGCCUCGCGAGCCAAGAGCAUCAAGAAUAAGCCAAGGAUAAAUGAAGAUCCAAAGGAUGCCAUGAUUCGUGAAUUCCAAGACGAGAUCACCCGACUGAAGAUGAAGUUGCAAGAGCGUGCGAAUGCGGGUCCCGGCAGCCCUCCUCGAGCGCCAGGUGCACCUGGGGAGCCCGAAGUUAUCGUGGAAAAGGAGGUGGUGGAAGUGGAGAAGAUUGUCGAGAAGGAGGUGGUGGUUCAAAAGGUUGUCCAAUCAGGAAUUACAGAGGAGGAGGUACAGCGCAUUCAGUGGCAGGUGGAACAAGAGAGAGCGCAGAUCGAGAUGGCUGUAGAAUCAGAAAGGCAGGCGAUUGAGGCGCAGAAGGAAAUGGCGGAUCAGGAAAAGCAACAGCUUCUGGAAGCUUUGGAGGAGAAGCAGCGGCUCAGGGAGGAGAAGGCACAGCAACAGGAGAAGAUGCUGCAGCAGCUCAAGGCCAUGGAGGAGAAGAUGCUGGUUGGAAGCCAGGUCAUGGAGAAAGCUAUGGCGCAGGAAGCAGACUUGAAGAAGGCUGCCAUGGAAGUGGAAGAGAAGAAACGCUUGGAGCAGCGUAUGCAAGAAGAGCUGGAACAACAGCAGGAGGACAAACUGAAUUUAGAAGAGAAGUAUGCCUCGACGGAGGAACAAGUGCAAAAGAUGACUGCCAAGCUUGAGAAGCUGUGGAAUCGCCACAAGCAAACUCAGCAGGAAGUACAAGAUCUACAGCAGGAGUUCCAGACUGAGCGUGAGGAUAUGUUGGAGACCAUCCGAGAGUUGCGGAAAGAAGUGAAGUUGGUAUGUCUUACCAUCGAAAAUUUUAUUCCGCUUGAACACUAUCAGCAGAUCGUGGAGCGUGCGCACUAUGAUGAAUCUUCUGAUGAGUGGGUCAUCAAUAACAUCGAUCUGGCUGGAAACCGGGUCCGAAGGCGUGGACGCAUUUUGGACGAUGAUGGGGAUGCCCGGCUUGGCAUGCGGCGCACGGGACAAGCAGAUGGUAGCCCUGACCCGGUGGCAAUGAUGAACGAGAGACCCAACGUCUACUUCGCUUACACCGAGGAUGGCGGGGCGCAGCGAGCGGAAACCCGCCCUGCGCCAGCCAAGAAUGGCAAAUCUCAGCGCAUGAAGUCGGCAGGUCGCCCAGGCACAGCUUCUCGGAAAGGUCGAGCUGUGAAGGGCGUUGGCACCAACUUCCUCCACUCCCCAGACCCUGAGGAGGCUGAGGAGGCAGCCUUCCCGAAGGCACGUGGCCUGGUCAGAGCCGGCUACCAGGGUUAG
Molecule: messenger RNA, 2178 nt
Organism: Symbiodinium natans
Lineage: Eukaryota; Dinophyceae; Suessiales; Symbiodiniaceae
Source: the annotation of a GenBank genome assembly